AGAUCAUCUUGAAUCAUACCUGUAUGAAAAUUAGUGAUCCCGAUCGCAGCCUUCGCUUCUACCGUGAGGUGCUAGGCUUUCAGGAGGUCAUGACCUGGAAUACUGGUCCGCAAACUGUCAUCUUUCUCAGUCAACCAAUACCAGGGAUACCCACGAGUGAAAUCUUCAAAUCAAUGCAGAGUCGGGCGGGUCUAAUCGAGCUGCUCUACCUUCACGGGACACAGCCGUCACGUCCAGAAGCCAACGGAGUCCCCGCGACUAAUCCGCUUGGGUACUUCCACAUUGGACUGUCCGUGCCAGACGUCGAGGUCAUUCUAGCCAAGGCAGAAGCAUUCGAUGACAAGGGUGUCCGGGUGAUCAAGCCACUGGGUCCGCCAACCUCCAUGAGCGUCAUGGGUCUACCGACAGACACCCCGGCAUUUCAUAAUUCCACAGACUUCAUCUUCUCCAAGGUUGCCUUUAUCGCUGAUCCCGACGGGAAUUGGAUUGAGCUGGUGCCCCAGGCGAUGCACAAGGCCAAGGAGGUGACUGCGCAAUGAGAACACAGCGAGGCACAGGUACUGCGUCAUAGAACACUAUACAUGGGAUUCGAGCUUCACUUCUCGUGUGUAUAAGCGUGAAUGGUGAAAUUGACGAUGACGAUGUGAAGCAGACGAAAGUACAAUGAGGACGCUACGAAUCAGAUGGUUGCAACCUGUGGUGCGGUGGCCUGUGCUACUUGAGGCGGGACAGUGAUGGAUCUGUCAACUGCGUCAAGCAUGGACUCAUUCUUGGCCUUUCCCACCUCUGCCUGCUGAGCAGCCCACGUCUCUCCGUCUUCGUAGGUAUAGAGAUAGUGAGCGGUCUUCAAGGGGUUCAAGAUGGGCACACCAAGCUCGGCGUCGUUCUCACGGACACCUAGAGCUUGCGAUCUGCUGUUCUCUUGACAGAAGGUAGCACGCGGCCACCGCAAUUCAAAGAAUUUCUGCAGCCUCUUCUCGAUGAGGCUGUGCGACGCUGUUGAGUCCACGUCCU
This is a messenger RNA of Microstroma glucosiphilum, 1014 nucleotides long. Its product is annotated as Glyoxalase/Bleomycin resistance protein/Dihydroxybiphenyl dioxygenase. Bases 24 to 539 code for a protein of 171 amino acids. NCBI's taxonomy places the organism in Eukaryota, Fungi, Basidiomycota, Exobasidiomycetes, Microstromatales, Microstromataceae. The record is from RefSeq and is a predicted model, not a curated record. The transcript is spliced from 2 exons.